GACCAAUGAGAGAAGGAAGCGUCGCUGGAGGCGGAGCCACAAUCUCCGGCGGAGGCUGGGUGUCGCCUGACCGGAUGAUGACAGAAGUUUUCGGUCUAAUGUUGCUACUUUUAUCAUGCAGUCACUCACAUAAUAACCUCGUCAGCGUCUCUGACAUCAGUCCGGACUCUUGGCUCCAACCUGCCUCUUUGUUCUGAUGAAAUAACCGCACAGAGACUGGGGAGACAUCUGGGAACUUUUGGGUUUUGAAGAGCGACCCCUCGGCUCUACUUUGACCGGAGAGCAGAGCAGCAGAGCAGCAUCGAGGUGCUCUGCUGACCGAGGUGCCGCAAUGGGAAACCGGGGGAUGGAAGACCUGAUCCCCCUCAUCAACAAGCUCCAGGACGCAUUCAGCUCCAUCGGCCAGUCCUGCAACCUGGACCUGCCGCAGAUAGCGGUGGUCGGCGGGCAGAGCGCAGGGAAGAGCUCGGUGCUGGAGAACUUCGUGGGGAGAGACUUCUUGCCCAGAGGAUCUGGCAUCGUGACCCGUCGUCCUCUCAUCCUCCAGCUGGUCAACAGUAAAGUAGAGUAUGCAGAGUUCCUGCACUGUAAGGGACGUAAAUUUGUGGACUUUGACGAGGUCCGUCUGGAGAUUGAAGCUGAGACUGACCGGAUCACCGGAUCCAACAAGGGCAUCUCCUCCAUCCCCAUCAACCUCCGUGUCUACUCUCCUAAUGUGCUGAACCUGACCCUGAUCGACCUGCCGGGGAUGACCAAAGUGGCCGUGGGAGACCAGCCUCAGGACAUCGAGCACCAGAUCAGGGACAUGCUGAUGCAGUUCAUCACCAAGGAGAGCUGUCUGAUCCUGGCCGUCACCCCGGCCAACAUGGACCUGGCCAACUCUGACGCCCUCAAGAUUUCCAAGGAGGUGGAUCCUCAGGGUCUACGGACCAUUGGUGUCAUCACCAAGCUGGACCUGAUGGAUGAGGGGACAGACGCACGAGACAUCCUGGAAAACAAACUACUGCCGCUCCGCAGAGGUUACAUCGGGGUGGUGAACCGCAGUCAAAAGGACAUUGAUGGAAAGAAAGACAUUCGCGCUGCUUUGGCUGCUGAGAGGAAGUUCUUCCUGUCUCACCCUGGGUACAGACACAUUGCUGAACGCAUGGGCACACCACACCUGCAGAAGACCCUCAAUCAGCAACUUACCAACCACAUCCGUGACACGUUGCCAGGGUUACGCAGUAAGCUGCAAAGCCAGUUGUUAUCACUGGAGAAAGAGGUGGAGGAGUACAAGAACUUCCGCCCUGACGACCCAACACGCAAGACCAAGGCCUUGCUCCAGAUGGUGCAGCAGUUUGGCGUGGACUUUGAGAAGUGCAUCGAGGGAUCUGGGGAUCAGGUGGACACCUCCAACCUGUCAGGUGGAGCGAAGAUCAACCGCAUCUUCCAUGAGCGCUUUCCCUUUGAACUAGUGAAGAUGGAGUUUGAUGAGAAGGAGCUGAGGAAAGAGAUCAGUUACGCCAUCAAGAACAUUCACGGAGUCAGGACAGGCCUGUUCACCCCAGACCUGGCGUUUGAGGCCAUAGUGAAAAAGCAGGUCAUUAAGCUGAAAGACCCCUGUCUGAAAUGUGUCGACCUCGUCGUCACCGAGCUUGUCACCCUGAUCAGGAAGUGCACGGAAAAGCUGGGAUCCUACCCUCGACUGAGAGAAGAGACGGAGAGGAUCGUCACCACCUACGUCAGAGAGAGAGACAGCAAGACCAAGGACCAGGUGCUGCUGUUGAUUGACAUUGAGCUCUCCUACAUCAACACUAAUCAUGAGGACUUCAUUGGAUUUGCCAAUGCUCAGCAAAGGACUGCUGCUAACGCCACCAAGAAGAGAGUCAUGCCCAAUCAGGUGAUCCGCAGAGGCUGGCUCACCAUCAACAUCAGCAUCAUGAAGGGAGGAUCCAAGGACUACUGGUUUGUCCUGACUGCCGAGUCUCUCUCCUGGUACAAAGAUGAGGAGGAAAAAGAGAAGAAGUACAUGCUGCCUCUGGACAACCUGAAGCUGAGAGACGUGGAGAAGGGCUUCAUGUCCAGCAAACAUGUCUUUGCCAUCUUCAAUACUGAACAGAGAAAUGUGUAUAAAGACCUGCGUCAGAUUGAGCUGGCAUGUGACACUCAGGAGGAUGUUGACAGCUGGAAGGCCUCGUUCCUCAGAGCUGGUGUUUACCCAGAAAAAGACCAGCCUGAGAGCGAAGAUGCGAUGAAUCCCAGCGACACCGUGUCCAUGGACCCGCAGCUGGAGCGGCAGGUGGAGACCAUCCGCAACCUGGUGGACUCGUACAUCGGCAUCGUCAACAAGUCCAUCAGAGACCUCAUGCCCAAGACCAUCAUGCACCUCAUGAUCAACAGUGCGAAGGACUUCAUCCACUCUGAGCUGCUAGCCUACCUGUACUCGGCCGGGGACCAGGGCAGUUUGAUGGAGGAGUCGCCGGAGCAGGCUCAGAGGAGAGAUGAGAUGCUGAGGAUGUAUCAUGCUUUGAAGGAGGCGCUGGUCCUCAUAGGAGACAUCAGCACCACCACUAUUUCUACUCCAGUGCCUCCACCAGUAGACGACACCUGGAUACCCAAGGAACCAAGUCCUCCACCGGCGUCCCGCCCCGCCUCGGCAACAGCGGCCCCUCCCAGCCGUCCCCCAGGGGUGAGGGGGCCCACCCCGGGCCCUCCACCCCCUCUCAACCCCUCACCAGCAUUCGGAGCCCCGCCCGUGCCGUCGCGGCCACCGGGCCAAACAGGCUACGCAGGCGAUCCUAACUCUGGUGUUGUGCCUCUUGUCCCUUCCAGGCCGGCCCGCGUGCCUCCCGCACUGCCGCCCGGGAUUCCCAGCAGAAGACCUCCGGCUGCUCCCAACCGACCCACUGUCAUACGUCCUUCAGAGCCCUCCCUGCUUGACUAGAAACACACACACACACACACACA
This is a messenger RNA of Anoplopoma fimbria (sablefish), 2946 nucleotides long. Its product is annotated as dynamin-2-like. Gene Ontology annotation, cellular component: microtubule; cytoplasm; membrane. Lineage: Eukaryota; Metazoa; Chordata; Actinopteri; Perciformes; Anoplopomatidae. The transcript has 20 exons. The record is from RefSeq and is a predicted model, not a curated record. Gene Ontology annotation, molecular function: GTP binding; GTPase activity; microtubule binding. Bases 332 to 2923 code for a protein of 863 amino acids.